Molecule: messenger RNA, 1634 nt
Organism: Hibiscus syriacus
Lineage: Eukaryota; Viridiplantae; Streptophyta; Magnoliopsida; Malvales; Malvaceae
Product: APO protein 2, chloroplastic-like
Exons: 4
Coding region: 167-1513 (448 amino acids)
Molecular function (GO): RNA binding
Source: RefSeq, a predicted model, not a curated record
CUCAUUAUUUUGUUCUUCAUUACCAGUGGACCAAAAAGCUGAAUAAUCCCUGAUUCUGUUGAAAGGAUGAGAAUUUAGAUAACAAAAGAUUUACAACAAGGAAGCCUGUGUUAUCUUCCCUCUUCGUUUAUAAACUGGUGGUUCUGUUGAUGUCAGUCUGAAAUAAAUGUCAGCUUCCCCUUCAAUUCGCUGCUGGGUGGAUUGUAAUUCCAUUAAUCAUCUGUCUUUGCCUCCCGGGAUUGGGCCAUCAAUGCUUUCGUACCACUCAAGAGCUGAUUUUGUGAAACUCAACCUUUGCCCGGGCCUUAGUUCGCUUUCUUCUUUGGAGCGUAGCAGUGGUGAACUAAAACUCCAGUCAAAGCCUAUAGUGCCUUUAAGAAACUUUCAUCAACCGUGUGCAUUGGUAGUUAGAUGUGAUCACCCUCAAAAUGAGGAUUUGCCUCGCUAUUAUUCGAAGAAAGAGAAGAAGCCCUUCCCUGUACCCAUAGUGGAGCUGAGGCGAGCUGCUAGGGAGAGGUUCAAGAAGAGCAGAGGCCAGCCUAAAAAACCGGCUCCACCUCCGAAGAACGGCUUAAUCGUUAAAAGCCUAGUACCCCUUGCCUACGAUGUGCUGAAUGCAAGGGUUACAUUAAUUAACAAUCUCAAGAAACUCUUGAAGGUGGUGAAAGUUCAUGCUUGCGGCUUUUGUAAUGAAAUUCAUGUUGGUUCUGUCGGGCAUCCAUUCAAGUCAUGUAGGGGUCACCGUGCUUCCAUCCGUAACGGCCUUCACCAAUGGACAUAUGCAACUGUUGAUGAUGUAGUCUUGCCAGUCGAUGCCUACCAUCUAUAUGAUCGCCUUGGAAAGCGUAUACGUCACGAUGAGAGAUUCUCCAUUCCUCGGAUUCCCGCAGUCGUUGAGCUCUCCAUCCAAGCUGGUGUUGAUGUUCCUGAAUAUCCAACAAAGAGGAGAAGAAAGCCAAUCAUUUGGAUUGGUAAAAGCGAAUUUGUUGAUGCUGAUGAAAGUGAACUACCAGAUCCUGUUCCUGAAGUUCCCUUGAAACCAUUAUUGACCGAAAUACCUGAUCCGGAGGUAGUAGCUCCUUGCGAUGAAGACGAAAUAAUCCGGCUUGCUGUGGAAACACUCGAAGCAUGGGAACAAAUGAGGAGAGGAGCUAAGAAGCUAAUGAGGAUGUAUCCUGUGAGGGUUUGUGGAUAUUGCCCGGAGGUGCACGUUGGUCCCUCGGGGCACAAAGCACAGAACUGCGGUGCCCACAAGCACCAGCAACGAAAUGGGCAACAUGGUUGGCAAGCAGCAGUGCUGGACGACUUGAUACCUCCAAGAUAUGUGUGGCAUUUGCCUGAAGCGAAGGGACCGCCUUUGCGACGGGAACUCAGGUCUUUCUACGGGCAAGCCCCAGCUGUGGUGGAAAUUUGUGUGCAGGCCGGUGCUGCUGUGCCUGAUCAAUAUAAACCAACCAUGAGGUUAGAUAUCGGGAUCCCCACCAGUCUUAGAGAAGCUGAAAUGGUAGUGUGACCCUUUGACGAUCUUCGCUUCUUAUGUUGUAUUCUUCAUGUAUUGUAAAUUAUAAUUGAAUAUUUAUGUCGACAUAGAGUUGUUCACCAACGAACUAUAGUUUCAUGCACUUGAGUUCUCA